Mercurialis annua (annual mercury) is the source of this 724-nucleotide messenger RNA. RefSeq lists its product as uncharacterized. Gene Ontology annotation, cellular component: nucleus. Lineage: Eukaryota; Viridiplantae; Streptophyta; Magnoliopsida; Malpighiales; Euphorbiaceae. Bases 231 to 659 code for a protein of 142 amino acids. The record is from RefSeq and is a predicted model, not a curated record. The transcript has a single exon.
UUUCUUUCUUUAGUCUUCUUAUUCAGAGUUACUCCUCCACAAACUUUUGUUCUUCUAAACUAAAGACAAAUCAAAAUCAUAAAACUAAACCAGCCUAAGUUUUUGAAAUUGAAUUCCAAAAUCAAUUAAAUUGUGUUUUUGUCUCUCAUUUAAACCAUAACUGUUGCUGCAAUUUUACCCAGGUCAUAAAUAUUGCACUUCUUUAAAUGAUAAGGUAACUUAGGUAAGUGAUGCAACUUAACGAUCUCAGCUUCUUUUACCACUCCGGCGCCGGCGCUCGUCGCGUGGUCGGCGUUGUAACGGUGGUGAAGGAGUGGUACAGUGAUGAUGAUAAUGAGGUGAUCGUCGAUGUUAUGGCGGUUGGCGAAAUGAGAACGCCGCGGGAUUUGAAGGAAAUGAAAAGUAAUGAGAAGUUGAGUGGUUUUGUUUUGUUUUGUUUAGGCAGCCUAGAUUGCCGGUUAUGGCGAUUUCAGAGGAGAUUUGGGGGAGGAUUUGUGAGAUCGGAGGUGGUUAUGAAGGUGAUGGAAAAGGUGACGGUGGCGGCGGCGGUGACGGCAGAGAUGAUUAGAUCGAUGUUUCUUGUAAAUUUGUUAAGAGCUUCGUCUUGGCUUUAUGAAUUGUUCAAUCUGUCAGUUUGUUUUACAGUGUUGUUCAACUAAAGUUCAUAAAUAUUGUGAUUCUUCAAAUUAUAAGAUAAGUGAUGCAUUCUUUGAGCAUAUUUGUA